AUGGCGUCCGUGAGGUCAUUCCCCUCCAUCAAGGAGAUUCGGACCUUCGUUAUUGGCGGCGUCGGCUCCGGAGGCGACUACCACAAUGUGAAGGGCGGCCACUGGUUGAUUGACAGCCCCAUCUCCACGCCUUGCUCGCGAUGGGAGCAAUACCGCAAUUCCAGAACGAGCUGGGGCAUCAACGUUCUGGGCUCGUUUCUCGUCGAGAUUGAAUCUUCAGAUGGCACCGUUGGAAUUGCUACUGGCUUCGGAGGUCCUCCGGCUUGCUGGCUCGUCCACCAGCACUUCGAGCGCUUCCUCAUCGGUGCCGAUCCACGCAACACGAACCUGCUGUUCGAGCAGAUGUACCGAGGCUCCAUGUUUUACGGCCGCAAGGGUCUGCCCCUCGCCGUCAUUUCCGUCAUUGACUUGGCCAUUUGGGAUUUGCUGGGCAAGUUGAGAAAUGAGCCUGUCUAUAGACUUAUCGGUGGUGCCACCAAGGAGCGACUCGAUUUUUACUGCACUGGCCCUGAGCCGGCUGCGGCCAAGGAGAUGGGCUUCUGGGGCGGCAAGGUUCCUCUCCCCUACUGCCCAGACGAGGGACACGUUGGGCUGAAGAAGAACGUCGAGUUCCUGCGCAAGCACCGUGAGAGUGUCGGCCCCGACUUCCCCAUCAUGGUGGACUGUUACAUGAGUCUGAACGUGCCCUACACAAUCGAGAUUGCGAAGGCAUGCGAGGACCUUAACAUCAACUGGUGGGAGGAGUGUCUGUCCCCCGACGAUACGGACGGCUUCGAGCAGAUCAAGCGGGCACACCCGACCAUCAAGUUCACAACGGGCGAGCACGAGUACUCACGGUUUGGGUUCCGCAAGCUUAUCGAGGGCCGCAACCUCGACAUCAUCCAGCCCGACGUCAUGUGGCUGGGUGGCCUGACAGAGCUGCUCAAGGUUUCGGCGAUGGCGUCCGCCUAUGACAUUCCUGUUGUUCCUCACGCCAGUGGCCCGUACAGUUACCAUUUUGUCAUCUCACAGCCCAACACGCCAUUCCAAGAGUACCUGGCCAACUCCCCAGAUGGCAAGAGCGUGCUUCCCGUGUUCGGUGAUCUCUUCCUGGACGAGCCCAUUCCCACCAAGGGAUAUCUUACAACGGCAGACUUGGAUAAGCCUGGCUUUGGCUUGACGUUGAACCCCGCCGUGAGGUCAAAGUUGAUUCCAGGCAAGGCGCUGCUCAGCACCAGCAUCGAGAGGCCUUUGAAGACGGAAGAGGAGCAGGCGGCUGCGAACGUCACCAAUGGCGCUUGA
Colletotrichum chrysophilum is the source of this 1281-nucleotide messenger RNA. RefSeq lists its product as uncharacterized. The coding region runs from base 1 to 1281 and encodes 426 amino acids. Gene Ontology annotation, biological process: carbohydrate catabolic process. The record is from RefSeq and is a predicted model, not a curated record. The transcript is spliced from 4 exons. NCBI's taxonomy places the organism in Eukaryota, Fungi, Ascomycota, Sordariomycetes, Glomerellales, Glomerellaceae. Gene Ontology annotation, molecular function: magnesium ion binding; L-rhamnonate dehydratase activity.